AUGUUUGUGGAGCUGGUCCUUGGGAUCAACUCCCUCAUAUCAGUUUUCUGCAUUAUUACGUCCGUAUUCUCAAUACUAGCAUUCACCCAUAUACGAUAUGUCCCCAUACUUGUAUUUGCUAUUGCCGGGUUUGUUCUAGUGGCAGUUUUAUUAGCCAUCUGUUCCACAACACUCAUAACAAGACGAGCAUCUCCGAUCUCCAUCGUCUUGCAAUUAUCAGCGUCAUGUUUCUACCUUGCCAGCGGCACACUCCUCAUAGUGCAGAUGGUCCAAAAUCAUAUUGGACAAACAAAUAAUCCUAGACAUUGGCAAGUAAUUGUUCUAGUUCUCUUCAUUGUCAAUAUCAUAUUCAUAGUAGCCUCCUCGACUAUGGUACUCAUUAGUCACAGGUUUCAAUCAAAGAUCAAAGAUGAAGAGAUGAUGACCCCACUUUCUUCUUCUAACAACACCCAAGUAUCAAGUACUUACAGUGAAAAUAGAGGGAAGCAAGAUUUGGUAUCCAAGAAAAUAUCUGAAAAAACAUUGAUAAACCAAGAUAUAGAUGAUGAGCAGACCAUACAAGAUAUUUUAGAAACAGCAGAAAAUGAGAAAGAAUCCCAACCCAACUAUUCCAGCUUCACUAAUUCGAACUGGAUGGAUUCAGCUGCAGAAUUAAAUGCCAUCAUUCGUCCAGAUCUGGAGUUAACAAGAAAUUCCAGCGAGUCCAAGAGGUCUAGAAGAAAUACCUUCAAGAUAUUUACAUCCAACAGACCAAACGUUCCCCGUCUGGUAGACUUAAGAACAAGUAAGAGUGUACCAAGUUUGUUCAAAUCGCAUAGUCCUAAGAAUCUGGAAUUUACUGAUAAGUUUAUGGAGCUGCAGUCUUCAUUUGUCUUAAAGUCGAUGUCCACUACCAAACUUCCUGAGAAUACUUCCAAAGUGUCACUUUCCACCAUUAUGACCGAGUCAUCGUCCACAAACAUGAAGAAUAGCUCAAGUGGAUUACAAUUGCAUAGAACAAUCUCAUUACUCAACUCCAACUGCUCUGAAACCAAUCUACAGAUGGACCAUAUCACAGAAGUGGACGACAUGGUACUUUCUGAAAAAGUCAAAAGAUCCAAAUCUACCUCAUGCAUUGGACCAUCUAAGAAACUGAAAAGAAAUCAGAUGUGGAACUCUAUCAAUGGCGAAAGAAUGUUCCUAGCUCAAGUGAAUGAAUCCAUCUUGCCUCCCGUUCUCAAAAGUGGAGAAAGUCGCAUUAUGGAGGUGAAGAGAAGGCAAGAAUCAUACAUGUCUGAAACUUUGUCUUUGACAGAAAUUGAAAAUAUGGUGGUUGAACAAUAUAAUGAAGUUGAUAAUACGUUUCCAGCUUCUACAACUUUGCCAACUUCCACCAUAGUUCCAGCCUCAAACAUAGAUGAAGAAGCACCUAAUCUUCCUACUACAUUAAGUCCAGUUGGUGAAUCUGAGAUAGAGACCCCUAAUAUUGAAGGCAUAGAUGACUUAGAUUCUGCAAACUUACCUUACGUGGAGGAAUUUGCAGAGCCUAUUGACCAGAGCUAUUUCCACGGAUUUGAUGUGAAUGAAAUUACAAUUGACGAAGUUCCCAUCAAGAACAGUUCCCGAAAGAUAGGUAUUUAUGAAUUUGAAAAUAAGCCCUACCUUCUUCAUCACGAGGAGCAGAACCACAGAGAAGAUUAUAGGACAGCACUUAACGGACUAGAGAAAAUUCCGAGACAAGACGAUGGCGAGAAUUCUAUCUGGAAAGCAGAAAAUUCACCAUCGUCAAAUCAUAUCAAUAAUAUCUCCUUGGAAGAAUGGAAUCAAAAAGCCGAAGCAUAUGAACAGAGAAGGACAAGAUCUGGAGCAAACUUUACAGGAGUAGUGAAAUUGGUUAGUAGUAAUAAUUUAAAGACUUUGAAUGACUUUGAAGAAACUUCCCAAAGUCAAACACUCCACAAAGAAUUCAUAUUGCCUCCUGUUGAAGCUAGGUUAGAUAACAUUGAUAACAUAUCAGAUUUUAACAGUACUACUGGUAGUGCUAGAAGACCAUCAUACAACCUACUGAGCAGGUCCCUCAGUGCCCCAUCUUUGCAUACAUACCGAAACAUUAGUCUGAGCAGUAAUGGAUGUUCGGUAAAAACACCUUCUGACUAUCAGACAAUACCAAUACAAACCAAAAUAGUUCUGCCAAUGGCAGAGAGUGUUAAUGAAUUCAACUCUGUAUCUUCUUCUCCAAUCAAGAAGAUUCUUGAGAGCCCAAGAAGAAUCAGCAAUGCGUUCAAGAAAAGAGCUAGACUCAGUAUCGGGAAUAGUGACAUUGAAAGAUCUAGAUACCACAAGCACACCAGUUCGUCCAUUUCCAAUGCCAUGUCAGUAGGUUCAGCUGUGUCGUCCAGGUCAGGAUCUCCUCGUAAGUCUCUCAAAUCUAUUCUUACUACUAGAUCUCAUCACAGACACAGCUCUUCUGUGCCCUCUUUUCCUCUUCCUCAGACAAAGUUACAUUAUCACAGCAUGGUUCCUCCCUCAUCUAACUUAUUUUCUGCCUACGGGCAGCCAAAUAUAUCACAUGUUGGUGAAGAGCCCAUAGACUUCUGGGAACUCGAAAGUGGGCCAAGUUCAGAUAGAUCUAGAGUCAGUUCUGUUCCCAGCGCAGUGAUAGGAGAGUACGACAGAGAGAAGUGGAGAACACUUAAAGCAUUGCAGAACAAUGACCAGUUUGAGUUUGACGUCAGCAUAUAA
Scheffersomyces stipitis CBS 6054 is the source of this 2721-nucleotide messenger RNA. RefSeq lists its product as uncharacterized. Bases 1 to 2721 code for a protein of 906 amino acids. The record is from RefSeq and is a predicted model, not a curated record. NCBI's taxonomy places the organism in Eukaryota, Fungi, Ascomycota, Pichiomycetes, Serinales, Debaryomycetaceae. The transcript has a single exon.